This is a messenger RNA of Prinia subflava (tawny-flanked prinia), 11089 nucleotides long. It is a transcript of the gene WNK1, whose product is annotated as WNK lysine deficient protein kinase 1. Gene Ontology annotation, cellular component: cytoplasm; cytosol. Bases 143 to 8761 code for a protein of 2872 amino acids. The transcript is spliced from 30 exons. Lineage: Eukaryota; Metazoa; Chordata; Aves; Passeriformes; Cisticolidae. Gene Ontology annotation, biological process: intracellular signal transduction; monoatomic ion homeostasis; positive regulation of potassium ion import across plasma membrane. Gene Ontology annotation, molecular function: ATP binding; protein serine/threonine kinase activity; potassium channel inhibitor activity. The record is from RefSeq and is a predicted model, not a curated record.
GCUCCGCCGCGAGGAGCCCUUGGGACCCUCCUCUGUUGCAGCUGCAACGGCAGCCGCGGCCGGGCGCGCUCCCCGCUCAGUGACCGGCCCUUCUCUCGCCUGCCGCCGCCGCCUCGCCGCAGCCGCGCUCCCCCGGGGCACCAUGUCGGGGGACGCCGCCGGCAGCGGCCCCCCGAGCCCGCGCUUCCUGGUGCCGCCGCCGCCGCCGCCCAAGAACGGUUCCAGCUCGGACAGCUCCGUCGGAGACAAGCUGGGAGCCGCCGAGCACGGAGCCUCCGGCGCCGGUGGAGCUGGCGGCGGACCGGGGAACGGGGGCCGCAGCGAGGAGUACCGGCGCCGCCGCCACACCAUGGACAAGGACAGCCGAGGGGCGGCAGCCACUGAGCACCGCUUCUUCCGCCGGAGCGUGAUCUGCGACUCCAACGCCACGGCCUUGGAGCUGCCCAGCCUGCAGCCCGCGGCGCCCUCGGCCCCUGUCUCCGGAGGCAGCGCGGCGCCCUCGGUGUUCCCUGCCGAGGGUGCCGGCCGGACCGCUUACGCCCCGCUCGGCGUCGCCGAGACCGACUCGCGGCCGUCGCCGCCCGUGCCGCUCCCCCUGGAAGGACAGGCUGCCGAGGAGCCCCCGGCCGCCAAGGAUGCCGCCCCGCUGCUGCCCAAGGAGGAGGAGGAGGAGGGGGAUGAGGCAACUGCGCUACCCCCUACCAGUGCCGCUGGCAGCCUGUCAGCUGCCAGCCGGGAAUUCGAGGAGCGGAGAACACAGCAGGAAGACAUCGAAGAGCUUGAGACCAAGGCGGUGGGCAUCUCCCCGGAUGGCCGCUUCCUGAAGUUUGACAUCGAGAUUGGAAGAGGCUCUUUCAAAACUGUGUAUAAAGGACUGGAUACUGAUACCACUGUGGAAGUUGCCUGGUGCGAGCUACAGGAUCGGAAGCUGUCCAAGUCAGAGCGACAAAGAUUUAAAGAGGAAGCUGGGAUGCUGAAAGGGCUUCAGCAUCCCAAUAUUGUCAGGUUCUAUGAUUCCUGGGAGUCCACAGUCAAAGGAAAAAAGUGCAUUGUUCUUGUGACGGAACUCAUGACAUCUGGAACAUUAAAAACGUAUCUGAAAAGAUUUAAAGUGAUGAAAAUUAAAGUGCUACGAAGCUGGUGCCGUCAGAUCCUGAAAGGCUUACAAUUCCUACACACACGCACUCCUCCUAUCAUUCAUAGAGACUUGAAAUGUGACAACAUCUUCAUUACUGGCCCCACUGGAUCAGUCAAGAUUGGAGACCUUGGUCUGGCGACCCUGAAAAGAGCUUCUUUUGCCAAAAGUGUCAUAGGUACCCCAGAGUUCAUGGCCCCCGAGAUGUAUGAGGAGAAAUAUGAUGAGUCCGUUGAUGUAUAUGCUUUUGGGAUGUGUAUGCUAGAGAUGGCCACGUCUGAGUAUCCUUAUUCUGAGUGCCAAAAUGCCGCGCAGAUCUACCGCCGAGUGACCAGUGGUGUCAAGCCAGCCAGCUUCGAUAAAGUAGCAAUCCCUGAAGUGAAGGAGAUUAUUGAGGGAUGCAUUCGGCAAAACAAAGGCGAAAGAUAUGCUAUUAAGGACCUUCUGAAUCAUGCUUUCUUCCAAGAAGAGACUGGAGUACGGGUAGAACUUGCAGAGGAAGAUGAUGGAGAAAAAAUUGCCAUUAAACUCUGGCUGCGAAUUGAAGACAUCAAAAAACUCAAGGGCAAAUAUAAAGAUAAUGAGGCAAUAGAGUUUUCAUUUGAUUUGGAAAGAGAUGUCCCAGAGGAUGUAGCACAGGAAAUGGUGGAGUCUGGCUAUGUCUGUGAAGGGGAUCACAAGACAAUGGCGAAGGCUAUCAAGGACAGGGUAUCUUUGAUUAAGCGCAAGCGAGAGCAGCGCCAGUCGGUGCAAGAAGAACAGGAGAACAUACUCCAGGAAGAAGGUAGUCAGAAGCAGCAGCUGGAGCAACAGCAGCCAUCAAGUGCUUCCCAUGCAGGGUCAAAGCAUCCCCAGUCUGUCACUGGUACCGCUCCUGUCCCCACUGCUUCAGCAUCGGUUUCUACACAAGUGGAGCCUGAGGAGCCGGAGGCUGAUCAACACCAACAGCUGCAGUUCCAGCAACCCAGUAUAUCUGUUCUUUCUGAUGGGACAGUUGACAGUGGCCAGGGCUCGUCUGUGUACACUGAAUCUGUGAGCAGUCAGCAGACUGUGUCCUAUGGCUCCCAGCACGAGCAGCCGGUGUCCAGCACUGCAGUCCAGGGCUUCCCAGCCUCGGUGGGCCAAGGGCAGUCGCAGCAGCACGGAGGAUUCCAGGCACCUGCAGCGCCUCAACGUGGUCGUAGCAUGUCAGUUUGUGUCCCCCACCUUCCUGCUCUUCCCUGUAUGUCCUGCAUCCCUCUCAGUGCUCCUUGCACCCCACCACCAGCGCUGUCUGCACCUCUUUCUCCUUUCUACCUUCGGACUGUCCCUGAAGAGACCUUUGCAGAAAAGCUUUCUAAAGCCCUGGAAAGUGUCCUGCCCAUGCACUCUGCCUCUCCACGCCAGCACCGACGCUCCAGCCUGCCCUCCCUCUCUGUCACUCCUCCUCAGCAUCCUCGUGGGGGAACACCACCGUUCCCAGACUCACAGAUAUUUUUCCCAACCGUUCAUGAACGGCCGGUGUCUUUCUCACCACCGCCUGCCUGCCCGCCGAAGGUGGCAAUUGCUCAGCGGCGCAAGAGCACUUCAUUUUUGGAAGCCCAAACUUGCCACUUCCAGCCCUUGCUGAAGACUGGCCAGAGUUUAGUCCCACCCGGUGGUAGUCCCACCAAUUGGACUCCAGAGGCAUUUGUUAUGCUGGGCACAGCAGCUCAGAGAGUCGCUGGAGAGCCUCUGCACGUGCAAGUUAAUCCCGUGUUUGAGCAAGCUCCUGUCCACAGCGACUAUAGAUCUGGACCAACACCUCCAGAGGAUGCUCACUACAGGAUGCAUCCAGAAGCUGUGUAUUUGGUGGGCAUGCACUAUCCAUCACAGGUAUCGGAGCAGUAUGAUCGAGUAGCUUAUAACUCUCACGCGGCCGAACAGCAUUUGAAGCAGGUCUCUGAGUCAAACCAUGGGCAAGGUGGUCCUCCACAAAGCUCUGUGUUCGACUUUCAAUCGGGCCAAACAUACGUGGCAAGACACGUUCAGAAGCUGAGGCUGGACUCUGGGCUGGGUCCCCUGUCUCCGCUGCCCAGUGUUUCAGCUCCCCUGGGCGCAGAGGCGGCUCAGAUGACGUUCCACCCGGUGUUCGUUCCGCACUCGGCCCCGGCUGUGCUCUCCCACAGCGCCGACGGCAGGGCGAGCUGUGUCUUUGAGUUCCAUGUGCACACGCCGGGCUCUGCCGCGGCAGACGGCGCGGCCCUGCCCCCGCGGGCCCACAGGAGUCGCCGGGGCUCGGCGGACAGCAGCCAGGAGGAGGCGGCCCCGGGCGCAGCGCCGCACGGCCGGCUGCAGCCCGUCACAGAGGAGCGCUGCCACUGCCUUGCUGCGGGGGCAGCGGGGCCCAGAGCGGGCUCUGCCAGGCGCAGCUGGCCAGAAGGAAGCCCAGAGUACUCCAGUGAUUCCUCACAGCUGACUUCCUCUGACACUGGUGAUUUCCAGUCUCCUCCCCCUACAGGGGGAUCAUCUUCUGCUUUUGGUUCAGACUUCUCAUUGCCCAUUGUUCAGCUGCCUCAGAAGGUGUUGCAAGAGUCGCAGCUCUUCAUCUGCUUCCCCCAGGGAGCCUCAACUCAGCAGGCCUUGUCCACCUCGCUUUCAUCAGGACCACCUGCAUCCUAUGCUCAGACACAGGUGCAAGGCCAGCCAGCCUCGAGCAAUGCAUCGGUGCCAUCGCAGCCUGCUCCACACACUCAGCAGAGUGCACAGCAGCCAGCCUCUUCCCAGCAGCCUGGACAGUACCAGCUGCAGCAGCCCUCAGUUUCUGCCAGCACCACUCCUGCACAAACUGUCUCUCAAACUCAGACUUCACAGAUCAUGCCAAUGCCUCAAGCAGCAGCUGGGACACAGCUUCCUGUUUCCCAACCAGUGCCGAUCAUCCAAGGCGAGCCUCAGUUACCUGUUGCAGCAUCUUCUCUCCCUCAGCCUUCAGCUGCCCCGUCAGUCCCCCUUGGCUCUCAUUUCCUGCCCGUGGGGCAGGCCUUGCCGGCUCCCGCGGUCCCCCAGUUCCCGGUGUCCCAGCUGCCUGUGGCAGCCCCUCACGUGACAGUGGCUCAGGCAGGUUUCCAGGCGCUGCCCAUUUCCCUGGCCGCUGGCCUCAGCCAGCCGCUGCUGCCGCUGGCCCCGUCCGCGGCCGUGCCUGCCGGAGCCGGCGGCGUGCCCGGCCAGCUGCCCACGCUGCUGCAGCCUGUGGCUCAGCUGCCCAGCCAGGGCCUCCCGCAGCUCCUGCAGCCGCCUGUCCAGGCCGUGGGAUUGCCAGUCAGCAUUGGACAAGCUGCUGAGGCUUCGCUUCCUGCUGCAGAUGCUCUUUACCAGGGCUUCCCGUCCCGGCUGCCACCGCAGUACCCAGCGGACUCGAACGCUGCUCCUUCCCCGGCGGCCUCUGCCAGCGCUGCUGCUGCCGUGCUGUCCCCUCCCCUGCCCACAGAGGCAGCGGCCCAGCCAGCCUACCUAGCCCCUGUUGUGCAGCCCUAUGGGGAACAGAACGUUCUAGUUUCCGUGGGCAGCCUGGCAGGACAGGUUCAGGUGGCCCAGCCUCCUGUGAGUUUAGCACAACAGGCCUCAUCUGCCUCCUCGCAGCAGGCGGCUGUGGAGGGUACUCAGGGAGUCUCACAGACUGCUUCUUCAGAGACUCUUCCAGCGACACAGCCUGCUCAGUCUACCCCUUUGGCUUCUUCUAUGGAUAGUGCACAUUCUGAUGUUGCUUCAGGACUGAGUGACGGCAACGAGAACGUCCCCGCGUGCAGCGGCAGGCACGAGGGCCGCACCGCCAAGCGCCACAUGCGCAGGUCUGUGCGCAGCCGCUCUCGCCACGAGAAGACCUCCAGGCCCAAACUGAGAAUUCUAAAUGUUUCAAACAAAGGUGAUCGGGUAGUGGAAUGCCAGCUUGAGACACACAAUCGGAAAAUGGUUACUUUCAAAUUUGAUUUGGAUGGUGAUAACCCUGAGGAAAUAGCUACAAUUAUGGUGCAGAACGAGUUUAUUUUAGCAACAGAGCGAGACUCAUUUGUAGAACAGGUACGAGAGAUUAUUGAGAAAGCAGAUGAAAUGCUGAGUGAGGAUGCGAGCGUGGAGCCAGAAGGGGACCAGGGCCUGGAGAGCAUGCGGGCGAAAGAGGACGGCUUCUUCCCGGGCUCACAGAAAUUAGAGUUCAAACAGCCAGAUCCUACAUCUUCCAUGCCACAAAGAAUAGGGGUUCCCUCUAGCUCCUUUACCCAGGUUGUUCACUCUGCGGGAAGACGGUUCAUUGUCAGCCCCGUCCCCGAGAGCCGCCUGAAGGAACAGGGCUUCUUCACGUCUGCUGUGGUGGGAGGAAACGAGGCUGCAGAUAUGGUUGCAGCAUCUCCUGUACAUGGUCCUGGAAUGAAUCUCUCCCACUCGGCAUCAUCACUGAGCUUGCAGCAAGCUUUCUCUGAGAUGGGGCAUGCUCAGAUGACAGAAGGACCCAGCACAGCUCCUCCAGUGUUCAAUCAAACAAUACCACCAUUUCCACCUGCACUUUCUACCAUGGCCAGCAGUGGUGCAACUCCUGCAUCUGUGGCUACUUCUUCAGUGUCUGUUUCCUCCAGCACCGGUGUUUCUCUUCCAGGAUCUGUUACUUUGCCUUCAGAAAAUGCAGCUGUUGGAGCUGCACCAAGCACAAGCGUGCCAAGCUCUGUUUCUCCACCUCCAGCCUCACAGUCCGGACAGCAGCCAGUCGGUGUCGCUCCCAGCGUGAGCACCCCUGCUUCCUUCUCCUUGUCUGCCACGUCCCAGCCCGCCCAAGCAGUGACUGCAGACAUUGCCCCCAGCAGCAGCACGCCCUCAUCUUCAGCACUGCCAUCUGCCCAGGUCCCUGGGGUCACUGCUCUCGGUGCUGCUGCGCCAGCUGUGACAUCUCAGUCUGCUCCUCAGAUUGGGAGUAGUAUGGCAGCACCACAGACGUCUGCUGGCCUGUCUGUGGCUCAGAACGUGGCUGUGCAGCUUCCCCACCUCAGCAGCAGUGGCUCUGUGUCCAGUCUGGCAGAAACAACGGUCGUGAGUGCUCCACAGUCCCUGCCCGAGAGUGGGCACUCUCUGGACAAACCGCACCCCUGCAAUGCAGCUGGCUUAUCUCUUCCAAUCUCUGCACCUUUAUCAUCCUCCAUAGCAUCAAGCAUAGGUGCUUCAGUCUCUCAGCCAGUCAUCCAUCCCUUGCUCGUUCCAUCAGGAAUUACAUCAACUCCUAUCCUGCCCCAGAUUUCAGGUGCAACGCCCAUGUUGCCCCAGGUUCCCUUACCUGGUGUCUUGCCACAACCGGUCACUAACUUGCCCACAGUGCAGCAGACUUUGAUCCACAGCCAGCCUCAACCAGCUCCGUUGCCCAACCAGCCCCACGUUCACUGCCUGGAGGCCGAUGCUGAUGCUCAGUCUAAAGCCCCUGGUAUUGAUGAUAUAAAGACCCUGGAAGAAAAGCUGCGGUCUCUCUUCAGUGAGCACGGGAACGUGGGCACGGUGCAUCCGUCGGUGUCUCUGGAGACCUCGCUGGUGAUGGAAACCACCGUUGUUCCUGGCAUCCCCACCACUGCUGUUGCACCGAGCAAGCCCCUGACAUCCAUUAGCACUUGUAUACCUCCAAGCAGUUUGCCUCUUGGACCCACGGGCUUGCCAGUGCUCACCCCGCUUGCCACUCCCGGGCAGGCGCUGACCCCGGUGAGCUUCGUGUGUGCCUCGAGCAGCGCGGCCACGGCGGCCAAGGCAGGGAGCUCUCCUGCCAAGCCCCCCCUCAGCAGGGCACCGGUGCUACCAGUAGGUUCUGACCUCCCGGCUGGCACUCCAUCCAGUGAGCAGCUGCCGCCUUUCCCAGGACCUUCACUAACUCAGUCCCAGCAGCCACUGGAAGAUCUGGAUGCUCAGCUGAGAAGAACCCUUAGUCCAGAGACCAUCCCAGUGACAUCUGCUCCUGCCUGUUCUGUGCCCUCAGUAGCGUCAACAACGGUUACUGAGCCGGUGUCCACAGCAGCACAGAGCCUGAAGGAUGUGCUGGCGGCGGGCGAUGGCGAGAGCAGCGCGGCGGCGGCCGGCACCGGAGCCAGCGUGCUGAAGAUGGGCCGCUUCCAGGUGUCGGUGGCAGUGGAUGAUGUGCUAAAGGAGGGUGACAAGGCUGAGAGCGCGCCAGUGCCAUUUGACACCACGUCGAGCGACUCGUGCAGCCUGUCUGGCAGCAGCCCCGAGAGCACGCUGGUGCGGCAGGCCGAGGGCCGCCGCAGCGGGGCCGCCCCCCGCGACCGGCCCGACGCCGCUCCCCGCCCCGCACACGCUGCCCAGGCCACCACGGUGGGGCGCUUCCAGGUGACCACGGCCACGGAUCAGGUGGGGCGCUUCUCCGUGUCCAAGGCUCGGGAUGAGCUCAGCUGUGCCCACAAAGAGCCCAUGACGCUUCCUCUCUCUGUGGGCUUGGAACAAGUGGCUGCUUCGGCUGCUGCUCCGAAGAAAGAGUUGGAGUCGAGGCAGUCCCCACACAUGAAUGGUCCAUCCUCUGAUCUGGAGGCUGCCUUUCUAAGUGGCAUGGCCAAGGAUUUGGAUGAUGGCUCAGGGAGCCCAGACUCUGUCCAGCACCUGGGAUCGAAGAUCAGCCUCCCUGUUCAGAGCCUCAGCAACUCCUUCAACUCCUCCUACAUGAGCAGCGACAACGAGUCGGAUAUUGAAGACGAGGACUUGAAGCUGGAACUCCGUCGGUUACGGGAGAAGCACCUUAAAGAGAUCCAGGAGCUGCAGAGCCGCCAGAAGCAGGAGAUUGAGUCCCUCUACAUGAAACUGGGCAAGGCCCCGCCUGCAGUAAUUAUUCCCCCAGCUGCACCCCUGUCAGGGAGGAGGAGACGACCCACGAAAGGAAAAGGCAGCAAGUCCAGUCGUAGCAGCUCCCAGGGACAUAAAAGCCCUCAGCUAUCAGGCAACCUGUCAGCUCAAAGUGCACCAUCAGUGCUGCCCCCCCAGCAGAGCCUUCAUCCUCCAGGCAGCGUGCCAGAGACAGGGCAGAACCAUUUGUUACAGCCCCUCAAACCUUCACCUUCCAGUGAAAACCUCUACUCGGCCUUCACCAGUGACGGCGCGCUGUCGGUGCCGAGCCUCUCGGCGCCGGGCCAAGGGACCAGCAGCACCAACGCCGUGGGCGCCGCCGCGGGCAGCCAGGGGCCGCCCAGCCAGCCCCCCGCCAUCGCCCCCAGCCGCAAGGGCACCUUCACCGACGACCUGCACAAGCUGGUGGACAACUGGGCCCGCGACGCCAUGAGCCUGUCCGGCAAGAAGGCUGGCAAGGGCCACAGCAGCUACGAGGGCCCUGGAAUGGCAAGGAAGUUCUCGGCACCAGGUCAGCUCUGUAUCUCUAUGACAUCUUCCCUGGGUGCUACGCCCAUCCCUGCAGCAUCAGCUACCUCUUUAGGUCCCUUCAGCAAGGCCAUGUGCCCCCCGCAGCAGUUCGGUUACCCGGCAGCGUCCUUCCCCCCGCCCUGGAGCGGGCCGGGGGGGCCGCCGCAGCCGCAGCUCGGGCAGUUCCAGCCCGUGGGUGCCACGUCUUUGCAAAGCUUCAACAUCAGCAAUUUGCAAAAGUCUGUCAGCAACCCUCCAGGCUCCAACCUGCGGACCACUUAGCCGUGCCAGAGACCUGCUGGCCACACCUCGGGACAGGACACGGGAGGGAGAUGGGGCCCUGUAUCACUACUAGUGCUGCAACGAACUGGGAGCUUGCCAGACUGGGAAUGAAUUUAUCUUUUCCAACCAUUGCUGUCAACUCUCUGUAGCGGGAGUUUCCCCACACGCUGGGGAGGGGGAGGAGGAUGAUGAGCAUCCUUGUGAUGGGACAGUGCUUUCCACCGGGGGGCUGCUCUUGUGUGGGACGAGAGCCGUGAGGAGAAGCCGUGGGGUCAGCUCAUACAGUCUUGCUGUAAAGUGUUUCUGGGUGGAGGCUGAAUCCACACGUGUGGAGGUGGCAGAGCUGAACCCUAGCAUGAGGCUUUAGUGCUCUUCUUGCCCCUUCUGAAGAACCGAGAUCAGGAAAAGCUGUCCAAAAAUCCCCUCCUCUCCCUCUCCCGGUCAAUCGUAUCUGGCUCUGAAACGAUGGGGCACACGAACGGACUUGUGGUGCAGCCCGUGCUUGAUAGGUCAUUACUGCUUAAAGUAAGAUAUUAACAGCUUUGACUGCAGCAUUAGAGCAAUUUAAAUUGUUAAAAAAAAAAUUUAAAAGUUCCCUGCGGACAUGUACUUACCAUCAGUUUUGAUGUGGAAACACUGUGAUAUAUAAAUGUUGUUGGACAACAGUAGUUUAAAAAUGAGUGGAAUAUAGAGGGUUAAAAAAGUUAAAAAGAAAAAAUGGGAAAAAAAGCUAGCUAUAUCCUUAUACUUAUUGGAGACACUUUAACUUUUUCCUUUGUAUUUUCAUUGUAUUAGAUAAAUAAAUGUGAAUGUAAAAUUGUAUAAAUUAAUGUACUUGAAUACUUGUCUGUUCUCCCAGUAUGCUUGCUGGAUAUUUUAGUGCCUUGGACUUCUCUUGCUUCUGCAGUUUAGCGUCGUCUUCCCAGCAGAGCCCAGGUGGGCAGAGGCGAGCGGAGGGCAGGAUGUUGUGCCCAUCCCGGCGCUCCGGCCCCGCGGCUCGGAGCAGUGCCGUGUGUGGGAGACUUGUCCAGGGGGCAGAGCUGAAGGUGUGGGGUGACAGGGCCAGGUGGGUGCGGCGGGGGAUGCAGGUGAAGCCACAGCGAGACUGAACCGGUGUUGGCUGGAGGCAGGAGGCUGGGGAGCAGCGGGGACAGGAUGGGGACAGCCCAGCUCAGGGUGCAGAGUGACUCCACCUGCGGAGUGGUGAAAUGUUUGGUCAGGAUGUGACUCGAGGGACAGGUGCCGUUGCUCGUUGGCAGGGGCUCGUCUGCUGGGAUUGCUUUUCUUACCUUUUUUUUGGUAAAAUUCAUUUAAGCCAGGAACAGACUGUCCUGGUGCAACGUCCAUUGCCGGCAAUGGAUGUACUUGAAACAGCCGGCAUCAAGGAGUUUCCUCUGUCUUACUUGGAGGAUUUACGAUUUUGUUCACUCUUAACAAAUUUCAAGCUGGUACCAGGACUGUCACUGUCUGUCACUUGUCACCUCUUAGUACCUGUACUGUAUCUUCUGCUUUGGUCAUUCUCCCUUUUCGUAUUUAAGGAAUACUGGUUUCCUCUUGGAAGUCAAAGUGAUACCAGCCAGUAUUUAUGCAGUGCUGCAGAAGGCUGUGAAGGACGGGGGUGCAGCUCCCUGUGCUCGGGGAGCUCACCUGGAGGCUGGUGCAUGGCAGGGGUGUCACCUGUGUGCGUUUGUUUAGUCUCGAGUGCUGUUCCCGGCUGGGCCUGGCAGGGAGUUCUGUGUCUGCAGAUGUUCUCUUCAUUUCCACAAAGAAACGGGCGGGCCCUUUCCGUUCCUGGCCCUCGCUUUGAGCGCUGGUGGCAGCAGGGCAGCCCAGGCUGGGGGAGCGGCCCGGGCUGGGGGAGCGGCCCGGGCUGGGGGAGCGGCGGGCCCGGGUGAGGCCGGGCAGGAGCCUGGUCCGAAGGGAGGGUGCAGGGGAGGCUCCCGAGCCCCCCGGGAAACGGGAGUCAGGAAUGAGACAGGGGCAGCAGUCGUGGCGGAGGAACGGGGCAGCUGGAUGCAGCACGUGGUUAUUUAAAUUUGAUCUAAUACGUUUGAGGUCGUUUUUUCACUUAAUGUUAUGCAAGAACUGGUUUUAUUUACCAUUGAUUUUUUUUUCCUCCCUCCCUCUCCUCCUGUGGAUGAAUAACUGAAGUCUAGAGGAAUAAACUAAUGCUACUGAACUGUUAAAUUAUUUUGUUUAAUAUUACACUUUGAGUAUCUUUUUCCACAUAAAAUCUGUUUCUGAAUUACAAGCGUUUUCUUUACAUUAUUUAACAAUGUACACUGUAAAAAAGAAAAAUAAAAAAAAAUAAAAUUAAUUGAAACUUUG